This is a messenger RNA of Meleagris gallopavo (turkey), 2369 nucleotides long. It is a transcript of the gene KNG1, whose product is annotated as kininogen 1. The record is from RefSeq and is a predicted model, not a curated record. Gene Ontology annotation, cellular component: extracellular region; blood microparticle. Gene Ontology annotation, molecular function: cysteine-type endopeptidase inhibitor activity. Lineage: Eukaryota; Metazoa; Chordata; Aves; Galliformes; Phasianidae. Gene Ontology annotation, biological process: negative regulation of blood coagulation; positive regulation of cytosolic calcium ion concentration; negative regulation of endopeptidase activity.
AUUAAAUCCUUGUCAGGCGUUCUUUUUCCCUUUGCUUUUUAAAGAGCCUUCUAAUGCAGGGGACUUUUGUUUUUGUCCAGUUAUGAAACUUUUUGUUGUUGUAGCAUUCUGUUGUAGCUUUUUUUCUGCUAGAGCCACCCCUCUCCCGUUUCAAUUUUUGGACUGCGAUGACCCAGAUGUCUUGGAAGCUGUUGACACAGCACUGCAGAAAUACAAUGGAGACAGCACUACUGGUAAUCAAUUUGCUCUGUACAUGGUGAUGGAAGCCAAGAGAACAGUAGGUCCUGACAAACAAUUCCACGUGAAAUAUCAGAUACGAGAGACCACUUGUGCCACUGAGGAAAACAAACACUGGAAGGACUGUGAUUACAAAGCAUCUGCAGAAGCUAAAACAGGAGAGUGCACAGCUCAAGUUCACAUGAACAACGCUGAAAAAACAAGUAAUGUUUCACAUGAUUGCAAAAUUGUUCCAGUUCAACCAAUGAUACCAUUCACUCAGGCUACCUGUGUUGGAUGCUUUCAUACUAUAUCAAAUGACGAUUUACAAGUGUCAGAAAUUCUGAAAAAAGCCAUUAAAAAGUUCAACAAACACAGUAAUGAAACUGUCCUUUUCAAACUUGUGGAAAUAAUCAAAGCUCAAAGACAGGUGGUAGCUGGAUGGAAUUACAUAAUUAAAUAUGAAAUCAAGGAAACAAACUGCUCUAAAGACCAAUUUCAAGAUUUAACUCACGAAUGCAAAACCACUUCUGAAGGUCGUGUAGGUAAAUGUGAUACCAAAGCAUAUGAAAAUCUUCAGGCAGAGAUUGUAGAUAUUGCAAGCCAGUGCAACCUUCCAGGUACAGUCCUAACUGACAGUGCAGAACUGAAGGAACUACUGAAGGUUGCUGUGGAAAAGUUUAAUUUAGAGACUGAUGAUGACUUCUACUAUCAAGUUUCAGAAAUAGAAUCAGCGACAGUUGAGGCAGGACAAAAGUACAAUCUAGUAUUUCUUGUCCAGAAGACAAACUGCGCAAAAAAAGACUUUGAAACGCUUAACGAGGACUGUGAAGCCAGAACAGACAGCCUACCACUGCGCUGUCAAGCACAAAUUUAUGUGGUCCCACUGGAGAAAAAAAUCAUCUCCCAGGUUAACUGCUCUGAACAUCAGAUAAUGACCGCAUUGGUGAGAAGGCCUCCAGGAUUCACUCCUUUACGAAACUUUGUUGACCUACCACAGGUAGAUGGAACUCCAGCCUCCAAUACAAACGAAGGAGAAAGUCAAAGAGCUGGUGAAGAAAUAAGACAAGAUGAUAGACAGGGACCAGAUAGCGAAGGUGAACCUGGGCACAAACACAGGCAUAAACAUAGGUAUGGAUUUAAAAAUGAUCGUGAAUUUGCCAAAAGGCACAGGCAGGAAACUGACUGUGGGCACAGGCAGGGCCAUAGGUGUGGACAUGGAAAACACGGUAGAAAUGGUAAACACAAACAUCACAAAUCUGAAUCUUCUGAGGAAUCCAGUGAAAGGGUUUUUAGUCAAAAAGAAACCCUCCCAUCAUCCACUGCUGAAACAGCAUUAGAGCUCCUUAAUGCAGAGGUUGUAAGGACAGAAAUUGGUGCUCCUACAGAACCAGUACAUUCUCCUGAUAUCUCUUCCUUUAACGGGAUGCCGGAUCACACAGAAUCUUCUCUCCCCAAGUGUCCUGGGAAACCUUGGAAACCAAUUCUGGACCUGCCCAUUCCUUCCAGCUUUCCCAGAGAAUUCAUAAAUGAGGAUCUCUUGCCUUCUGAUGCAGAAAACAUCGAUCCUACAACAGAAAACCCACCACCUCCCCAAAACGAAGAGAUGAGCUUUGAUCUUGCAGAUGCAUUACAAUAAUUCAAGCAUCACAGGAUCCUCUCCAAAAGCACCACAGAGAAAACCAGAAAAUAUCUGCCUUUUGAAAUAUAUGAGAUAUAAGAGGCAAAAGCUCCUAUAUUCAGUCAGCUGAAAUACUCAAGUUGGUCAUCAAUGCUCCGUGUCUGCUUAACUGUUGCACAUUUGGCAAAAACAUGCAUCAGGCAUGGCACCAAUGCUUCAGAAGCUGUCCAGUAAAGGGACUGGGCAAAUCAACAGCUUUCUGCUUCUAAAGUUCCAGUCACAACCGUCACACCUGCCCCGUGUUGCUACGAGCAUACAGCAAACCACUGCAUCAAAUUUCACUAUAUUAUGUUUAAAAAACCAAGAAUUUUGCAGAUUACAUGAAGAAUUUCAACCAAAUAUGCACAGCACAAAAUUAAACCACUACAGAUCAAGGAUGCCUUUCUUAGAUAUCUGAAAUGAUUUCUCUAAUUUCCCAGAGCGAAUCUUUCGAAGACAAAAAUAAAAUAAAGGAACCUAUUUUACUUGUCAA